GCUAGCAGGCGGACUCCGCGCCGUUGCAUGCAAGGGCGGGAGGUGGCAGUGACGAGCACUUGGCGCCACCAAUAAGCACCCAGGAGUCCAGGUCGCGCCCAAUCAAGGCCCAGGCGGCGGAGACAGGGUAGGGUGCGUGCGGGCGGCGCGUGUGGCAGUCGCGGAACGCGCGGGAGCCUUCCUGCCGCGGGGCCUGAGCUGUCCGUCUCCUCUCUGUCGCGCGUCCUGCAUGCCGGCCUCCGGCGCCCGCCGGAGGUCGCCGAGGAGCCAGAGGACCGACUGGUCUGCGGCCCCAGCCCAGGAGGGCGCGGCAUAGCGGUCGCGGAGCCAUCCCGGCGUCUGCUGCCAUGACCGACUCUCCCCUUAGAGGGGACGCUUCCUCAGCGGUGGCUGCAGAGAGAGACGAGCGGCGGCUCCUGGCCGCCGGACCGUGAGACGGGUUCGUGGCCGGCCAGUUAGGGGGACGCUGCGGACCACCGCCUGCGCCCGGCCAGGCUGGUUCCUAGGGCCCCGGGGACUCGUGGCGGGCCCCGCGGGAGGCGGCAUGUUCCCGCGGAGGCUGCUGGCCGCCUGGUUGGCGGGGGCGCGGGGCGGGGGCCUGCUGGCGCUUCUGGCCAAUCAGUGCCGCUUCGUCACGGGCCUGCGCGUGCGGCGCGCGCAGCAGAUCGCGCAGCUCUACGGCCGCCUCUACUCCGAGCGCGCACGCCGCGUCCUUCUCGGCCGCCUCUGGCGCCGGCUGCACGGCCGUCCUGGCCAUGCCUCUGCCUUGAUGGCGGCGUUCGCCGGCGUCUUCGUGUGGGACGAGGAGAGGAUCCAGGAGGAGGAGCUGCAGAGAUCCAUUAAUGAGAUGAAGCGGUUAGAAGAAAUGUCAAAUAUGUUUCAGAGCUGUGGAGUCCAGCACCACCCUCCAGAACCAAAAGCCCACACAGAAGGGAGUGAAGAUUCAGAGGGCAAAGAGCAACCUUGGGAAAUGGUGAUGGAUAAGAAACACUUUAAGCUGUGGCGGCGCCCAAUUCCAGGCACCCACCUUUACCAGUACCGAGUUUUUGGAACUUACACAGAUGUGACACCUCGGCAGUUCUUCAAUGUUCAGCUGGACACAGAGUAUAGAAAAAAAUGGGAUGCCCUGGUGAUCAAGCUGGAGGUGAUUGAGAGGGAUGUGGUUAGUGGUUCCGAGGUUCUUCACUGGGUAACCCAUUUUCCUUAUCCAAUGUACUCACGGGAUUAUGUUUAUGUUCGGCGGUAUAGUGUGGAUCAGGAAAACAACAUGAUGGUGUUGGUGUCGCGUGCUGUGGAGCAUCCGAGUGUGCCAGAGUCUCCAGAAUUCGUCAGGGUCAGAUCAUAUGAAUCCCAAAUGGUUAUCCGUCCCCACAAGUCAUUUGACGAGAAUGGCUUUGACUACUUACUGACAUACAGCGACAAUCCCCAGACCGUGUUUCCUCGCUACUGUGUUAGUUGGAUGGUUUCCAGUGGCAUGCCAGAUUUCCUGGAGAAGCUGCACAUGGCCACUCUGAAAGCCAAGAAUAUGGAGAUUAAAGUAAAGGACUACAUCUCGGCUCAACCUCUGGAAAUGAGUAGUGAAGCCAAGGCCACCAGCCAGUCCUCUGAGCGGAAGAAGGAGGGCAGCUGUGGCCCUGCUCAGAUUGAGUAUGCCUGACAGGCUUUGGGAGAAGAAGGGACCGGCGCUUCUAGCCCCGUCUCAGUCCUUUACCACUCUGCUCCAGAAGGGGGACGUGCCCCAUGUGUUAGGAGGCGUCUGCUGUAACUUCAGUGCAAGAUAAUUCAAUAACUGAUAUCCCAUUUCAUUCAGAGCCCUUAUUGCUCUUAUCAAAACAGAAGAAGGCUACAUUUGUGCGAGUGUUGUCAUAUUCUCAGGCCAACUCCUUUGAAAUUCGGUGUCUCACUGAGCUAAUCUGGAACAAACCGCUAACCUCAGGCCAGAAGGGGAUGACCUCCAUUUGCUUCUCUGAGUAGUUUCCUCUGCUGACAUUCCAAAUCCCACCAUCGAUUGUGCAGCGCUUUGGAUUUCCUUCAGUUCUCCAGGUCCACCUGGAAAGUGUAGUUGGCCGGUUGAGUCUCUCAGAUGAGGGGCCGCUGGGAGUGCUCUUGGUAACAAUCAUGUUGUGAAUAGGUGUGAACGCUACUUGGUUGUGUUAAGUGCCUUGUCCGCACCUUGCUUUUAUCUCUAGGGACAUGAAAUUAUUAUUAAUUUUUUUUUUGUUUUAAGUAGAGAUGGAGUUUCACUCUGUUUCCCAGACUGGUCUUGAACUCCUGGGCCAUACCUGGCCAGGGACAUGAAAUUUGUACCAAGAAAUUUCCCUCCCUGCCUGCACAAUAGCACCCAUUUAUUCACCUUAUCCAGAGCAAGUUUCCUUUGAAUCGGCCAGUUCUUCUGUAUUCAUUGGAUCAUUGCCUCCUUCCUAACCUUCCCCACUUAACCAAGAACACUGGGAGACUAAUCCUUUUACAUAGUAGCUUUUUGAUGCUCAAAACAUCACAUUUAAAUUUAGUUUAAAAAAUUUUUAACUUUUGUGUCAAACAGAAGCAGUUGAGGAAUUGAGGAUUCUACCUUAGUCCCAUUGUAUAGAAAACACGAUUUUGAUUCAGGUAUUAUUUUUCACAUUUCAGGUUUGACUUGUUCUUUUCAGAAGGCUAAAGGCAGAGGAAUGGGGGCUGGGCCACUCCCUUGGAGCUCUCAGAUCUGUAGACAAGCUGUGUGGAUGCAUAGAUGUAAUCUUGCCACAGAUACUAAUACAGUGGAGAUUUGGUUUAUGUUACCAUUAUGUUCCUCUAAAAAGUUUUUCUUUCUCUCUUCAGAGCCAAAAUAAAAGUGGACUACACUGUUCAGAUAAGGUCACAGUCCGAUGCUGUCAGUUUUACUGAGCUGGUUUCGCUGAUGGUCAUGCUGCAAUUUGUUAGGAUAAUAGGGAUCAAGUUUUAAAUCCUCCUCCCUCCCUUUUUUCUGGAGUCUUGAUGGCCAGAGUUAUUUGUUUUUUUUUCCCCCUGCUUGCUACUGUUUUGUGGUGUUGAGAAGUGAUUUAAACCUGAGACUAACUUAAACGCUUCCUUGACCUUGUUGACUGUUCAUUUUUGUGCCAAGGAAGUGGUUGCCCCAGCGUGUGUCUUGACUUCUCCGCAUCAUUGUUGGAAGGGAAGAGAAAUGCAUCGAGCAGUUCCAGCUGCUUUUCAUUCAUUACUUCUGUUUUUUCCCCAGGACCUGACAAGCCAGGGCAGAGUCCCUGGGUUGUGUCCAAACUUAGCACUUGCAAUUGUUGGGAUGUGGAUGGAUGUGUGCGUAAGAGAGAGAAUGUGUGUGUGUGUCCAUCCGCGUGUGCGCACACAUGCACAGGUACAAAGGAGUUGCAGUUGCUCCAUGUUCUGACUUAACGGCAAUUUGAUUCUGCACUUGGGGUCUGUACAGUUACUCAUGUCAUUGUAAUGAUUUCACUCCUAACUGUGACAUUUUUACCAAAUGUGUGAAUAAAUAAUACAUAAAGAUUGGUACAAAA
Rhinopithecus roxellana (golden snub-nosed monkey) is the source of this 3509-nucleotide messenger RNA. RefSeq names its product StAR related lipid transfer domain containing 7 (gene STARD7). Bases 545 to 1657 code for a protein of 370 amino acids. NCBI's taxonomy places the organism in Eukaryota, Metazoa, Chordata, Mammalia, Primates, Cercopithecidae. Gene Ontology annotation, molecular function: lipid binding. The transcript has 8 exons. The record is from RefSeq and is a predicted model, not a curated record.